Messenger RNA from Cetraspora pellucida, 381 nucleotides. Lineage: Eukaryota; Fungi; Glomeromycota; Glomeromycetes; Diversisporales; Gigasporaceae. The record is from the annotation of a GenBank genome assembly.
AUGCCACCUAGACAACAUUAUGAAUCAGGUGAAAUUCCUGAAUAUGAUGACUAUAGUUACGAUGAUGAUUCUGUUUCUGGUUCUAGCAAUUUUAACCAAGAACAUAAUACCAGUAACAUUGAGGGUGAUGAAAGCGAUGAUGAUAUGCGAAGUGAUAAAAGUGGUGAUGAAAAUGUACAAAGUGAUGAAAGCGAUCAAGAAAAUGAAAUUAAUGAAAUGGACAAUACUUGUCCUAAAGAACCUAAUAACAAAAAUACAAAAGAUGCAGUUAAUGACCCUAUCAGGGAAAUUUUUAAUUCGAAUGGUUCAGCUAAACGACAGAAUUCAUUUGUCAAAGGUAAAAAGACUAAAAAACAUUCACAGCAAGUUCUCGAGCAGUGA